CAUCAGGUUGUCAUCGAUGGUGUACACUACCGAUUACCGAGUAAAAGAGAUUUUCCUUGUUAUAUUUUUAAAGUGUGUAUCCUCAUAAGUUUCUAGUGAAUACAAUUGUCUUGUGUCUAAAUUAAUAGUUCCAUAAGAUUAUACAUGUGGUUCAUGGUAUGGACAAGUGGAGCAAGUCUUCAAAAAGUAGCCAAUACGAUUGUGUAGCAAACGUGUCAUCACUUUUAAAGUUAAUACAACCGAUGUUUUAUAUAAAAAGGAAAACGAUUUGGUUGGCGUUUCGAUAGCAAAAGUACAGGUUCUCAUGGGUGAUGGCUUGGCAGUCGGACAAUCGUACCGAAGAGAAUAGCUUCCUGCUUCGGUUGAAGAUAAUAGGAGCAUAUUCAUUGGCUAAGAAAGAUAUUUUUGGUGCUAGUGACCCGUAUGUUCGUGUGGAGUUGCAAAAGGUUGACUGUGAUGUCACACUUGAGACUUUCCUGACCAAAACAAAGAAAAGGACCCUCAAUCCAAUAUGGAAUCAGGAGUUUGUAUUUCGGGUAAAGCCACAAGAGCAGAAACUACUAAUUCAAGUGUUUGAUGAAAAUCGUCUUACUCGGGAUGAUUUCUUGGGUAUGGCUGAAGUUCCACUCGCGAACACGCCCUUCGAAUCUGCGGCCAACGCCCGUCCGGCCAUCACUAAGUACCCCCUGCGCCCGCGCAGGUCCGUUGCCAGAUCUCGCGUCCGCGGUUACAUCGAAAUAUACCACGCUCUGGUGGGCCGAGUGGGUCAGGAAGAAGGUGAAUCCACGAGUCCACCGGAUGAUUGGGAGAUGGUGGAACCAGCACCGCAAGUGGGGAACGUUCAGCCGGUGUUCGCGGGUUCAGUGCCGACGAUGAUCGGGGAAGAUGACUGGGAACUGAUCGACACGGCACCCUUGCCCCUUGCAAUAGGAGGAGAUCCACUCCCCGCCGGGUGGGAGGAAAGGCAAGACGCGAAUGGGAGGACAUACUACGUGAACCAUGCGGCUCGGUCCACACAAUGGGAGCGGCCUACUUUCACCCGUAAUAUGAGUACGGAGUCUCAAGCGGAGCGUAUGGAGACGGCGGCGACGGAGUUCCAACGCAGAUUCCACAUUUCGGCGGACGAUGAACAAAAUCAGGCUCACGCUCAGCCGCAUGAGGAACCAAAUAGGCCAGCCGAAAGCACUGCUGACUCGACCGAAUCAAGAACUGAAAAUGAAGUUGAAUCUAAUGAAUUAUCUGAAAACCCAAACGAGCCUACACCGUUCUCUACGCCUGCCCUUUCGCCUGUAAUCGAACACACUACCGAAACAGUGCCUAACUCUAACGACUGUGAUACUAAUGUAAGCGAACGAAACGAAGAAAAUGACGUAGUAUGUGCUAAUGAAACGACUGAAAAUACAACAGAACAUACUGAACGUGUAAACAACGAAAUCGUUGAACCCGUUAAUGCUGAAGCAUCUAGUACUAAUGACAUUGCUAUUGACAACGAAAAUGACGAUGAAUCUGUAACGCCGACAAAUAAAUUAUCUCCAACAAGUAGUCAAGAUACAUCCGAAACGGAUACUAUAGAGAUUGAAUUGAGGCCGACGAUUGAAGAAAUAAUAAUAACUAGUCCUGAUGAAACUCAAGUGGAGAUAGACAGAAUUAACGGUGUUCAAAACGAAGAGGCGGAAAGAAGGGAAGGCGAACGUAAUGAAGAAACCGGUGACGAGUCAGCGGAGUCUUUGACGUUUGACGAGAACCACUUCAGUACGCCGACUGGAGGCGUUAGUCCAGAACGACGCUCCUCAUCGGGAAGGCGUUCGUCAACUGACAGACGUAGACGACGUACGACGGCCAGUUCAAUGAGUUCAGAGGACGAGUCAGACGGUUCCUCAGAGAGUACACGAAGCAGCAGUGCUAGCAGCACCCAGAGUCAGAACUUACCUAACAGCGAUGGUCUACCUCCAGGCUGGAGUAUGCAGCGUGCUCCAAAUGGUAGAGUGUUCUUCAUCGACCACAAUAAUAAGACGACUACUUGGGUCGACCCAAGGACAGGUUGUGCAUCGAAUUUGCCAAGCGCAACGCUAGCGAGCGCGGGAGCGGAAGCGGAUGAGUUGGGUCCGCUUCCUGAGGGAUGGGAGGAACGCGUACAUACAGAUGGAAGGAUCUUCUUUAUUGAUCACAACACUCGCAUCACGCAAUGGGAGGACCCCCGCCUCUCCAAUCCCCACAUCGCUGGUCCAGCUGUGCCUUACUCUCGCGAUUAUAAACGCAAGUACGAAUAUCUCAAGAGUCAGUUGCGUAAGCCGAGCAACGUACCGAACAAGUUUGAAAUAAAAGUCCGUCGAAACUCGAUUCUGGAGGAUUCUUAUCGCAUCAUUAGUUCCGUCAGUCGAGUCGAUCUUUUGAAGACAAAGCUGUGGGUCGAGUUCGAGUCUGAAGUCGGCUUGGAUUAUGGCGGUCUGGCUCGUGAAUGGUUCUUCCUGCUGUCGAAGGAAAUGUUCAACCCGUAUUAUGGGCUAUUCGAGUACUCUGCUAUGGAUAACUAUACACUUCAAAUAAACCCCAACAGUGGGGUUUGCAACGAGGAGCAUCUCAAUUAUUUUAAAUUUAUCGGUCGUGUCGCUGGUAUGGCUGUGUACCAUGGGAAACUGCUUGACGCAUUCUUUAUCCGUCCAUUCUACAAGAUGAUGCUGGGCAAACCCAUUGAUCUUCAAGACAUGGAGUCUGUUGACUUAGAGUACUAUAACUCGCUUAUGUGGAUACGGGAUAACGAUCCCUCUGAAUUAUAUUUAACGUUUGCGGUGGAUGAAGAGCAAUUUGGAAAGACGUACCAGAGGGAGCUGAAGACAAAUGGUGCCAAUAUUUCAGUUGACAACGAGAAUAAAGAUGAAUAUAUCAAAUCUGUGAUCGAAUGGCGUUUUGUGCGUCGCGUUCAGGAGCAAAUGAACGCGUUCCUUGAAGGCUUUGGCGCUCUGGUGCCACCAGCUUUACUCAAAAUCUUCGAUGAACACGAGCUUGAGUUGUUACUCUGUGGUAUACAGCGCAUAGAUGUGAGGGAUUGGCGUGCUAACACCCUGUAUAAGGGAGAUUAUCAUGCGAACCAUCUGGUCGUCCAGUGGUUUUGGAGGGUGGUUCUAUCAUUCUCCAAUGAGAUGCGCUCGCGUCUUCUCCAAUUCGUUACGGGCACGUCUCGUGUGCCGAUGAACGGGUUCAAAGAGCUGUAUGGCUCCAAUGGCCCGCAGUUAUUUACUAUUGAGAAAUGGGGCUCGCCCGAGAAUUAUCCCCGAGCACAUACCUGUUUUAACAGAAUCGAUCUGCCGCCAUACGAGACCUACCAGCAGUUACGGGAGAAGCUGAUCAAGGCAAUUGAAGGCUCGCAAGGCUUUGCGGGAGUCGACUGAUCCCUCUUUUAAAUUUCGUUUAUUCGGUGAUAAUACAUUAUACGCCUUAUGUAGAUAGGAAUACGAUAAAUAUUGCACAUUGGUCUUUCAAAGUAUGACAGAAUGUUUGAAGAAGAUAGUAUUCAAACUCUUUUUAAAUAAUAAUAUACGCUUUUAAAUGAUUUACUGCAAAAUUUUGUGCGUGACAGAGAUAGCGCUAGUCUCUUUCUAUAAGUCGAUUUGCAAUAUUUAUAAGCUCGUGAGCGGAGGUCUGAUGCUUUUGAAGAUAUUAGUUUUUCGUAACUUUGGAUACAAGCCAAAAAAUAAUCGCGUUACUAGUCUUUUGUUAUACAUUCAUUAAAAACAUUAUUUAGUAAAUUAUUUAAGACCGAUAAACUUAUUAUAAAUUAUCCUAAUUCUUGGUGCAACCAAUUAAUAGUAGUGUCAGGAACUCGCUCGCGACGCAAUUUGUUUGCAAACUUUGUCUAUGCCAAAAAUGUCUCCAUCCCUCUCUUAAGGUUCUAUUGUAAAAAGGACCGCAGUAUGUUCUCGUGCAUAAGUUCUAAAUAUAUGCAAAUUAUUAAGUUCUAAUUAU
Molecule: messenger RNA, 3963 nt
Organism: Pieris rapae (cabbage white)
Lineage: Eukaryota; Metazoa; Arthropoda; Insecta; Lepidoptera; Pieridae
Gene: Nedd4
Product: E3 ubiquitin-protein ligase Nedd-4
Exons: 21
Coding region: 312-3389 (1025 amino acids)
Biological process (GO): regulation of dendrite morphogenesis; ubiquitin-dependent protein catabolic process
Molecular function (GO): ubiquitin protein ligase activity; protein binding; sodium channel inhibitor activity
Source: RefSeq, a predicted model, not a curated record